Molecule: messenger RNA, 1294 nt
Organism: Trifolium pratense (red clover)
Lineage: Eukaryota; Viridiplantae; Streptophyta; Magnoliopsida; Fabales; Fabaceae
Product: putative F-box protein At5g62660
Exons: 2
Coding region: 1-1236 (411 amino acids)
Molecular function (GO): protein binding
Source: RefSeq, a predicted model, not a curated record
AUGGAAUUUCAUCAGCAUUGCAUUUUGCAAAAGCGAUCAAUGGCUUCUACAAACGAAAAGGUAAUAAGCAGCUACAUACCUGAUGAAAUUUCUUACUCAAUUCUAUCAAAGUUACCUCUUAAAUCUUUGAAGCGAUUUAAAUGUGUUCAAAAAUCAUGGUCUCUCUUAUGUGAAAAUCAUCACUUCAUGAACAUGUUCCUUAACAGGUUCUUAUCUUACAAUGAUCCAACAUCUCUCAUCCUUUUAAGGGUUCUUGAAAACAUAAAUGUUACCUGUGAAGAAAUUUUCUAUUCUUUUUCUGGUGAGAGGUUUGAGAAUAAGGUUAAAUUAGAUUGGUCAAGUUCACUUGAAAACCAUUUUGAAAUUACUGGUCUGUUUGGUCAACAUCUUAAUGGCACACUUUGUCUCUACGGGGAUUAUGGCGAAAUUGUAUUGUUGAACCCAACUACCCAAACAAUGAAGCCUCUUCCUGCCAGUGAGGCACAGUCAGUUGAGUUGUCUAUCCCAGAUGAGGCUUUUGGUUACGUUGAUUUACAGGUUGAGUAUUGUUUGGUUCACGGAUUUGGUUAUGAGCCUGUUAUAAAUGACUAUAAGGUCAUUCGGAUUUUAAUAUAUAAUUUACAAUCAUCAGCUCAAUCUGAUGCAGACUGGUUGAGUGACACAAAUUUUAAUCCUAUAUGGGAGAUAUAUAGCCUAAGAAGUAACUCGUGGAGGAAACUUCAUGUUAACAUGCCGUAUACAUGGGAAUGUACUGACGGCGCCCAAGUUUACAUGGAUGGAGUGUGUCAUUGGUUUUGUCGAAGUUAUAGAAACGUUGGACCAUGUUUGGUAUCGUUUUACUUGAGAAAUGAGGAGUUCUUGGUAACACUGAUACCCUCGGACAUAGAUAAUUGUUUUGAUUUUGAUGUUCAACCAUCAUGGAUAAACUUAGCGGUGUUAAAUGAGUAUAUUGCAUUGAUCUCAUAUCAUAAAGAGACGACUACUUUUCACAUAUCAAUUUUGAGUGAAUUUGGUAUGAAGGAAUCAUGGACUAAACUCUUAAUUGUUGGACCAUUGUCUUGCGUUCAAUGUCCUAUUAAAGUUGGGACAAAAGGAGAAAUAUUCUUCAUAAGAAAAGAUGCAGAACUAGUUUGGCUUGAUUUAAGUACCCAAAUGAUUGCGGAGGUUGGUUACAAAGAAAGAGAGGCUCGUAUUACUGAGAUAAUAGUAUACAAGGAAAGCAUUCUUCCAAAUUGAGGGAAUAAGUAAUUAAUUGUUUUUCUUGUUUUCACCAAGACCUCCAAGUUUACUCUAU